Trichobilharzia szidati is the source of this 814-nucleotide messenger RNA. The record is from the annotation of a GenBank genome assembly. NCBI's taxonomy places the organism in Eukaryota, Metazoa, Platyhelminthes, Trematoda, Strigeidida, Schistosomatidae.
UAAAGUAGUUUGAAGCAGAUUGUAGAGUAGUAUACCAUGUCCUGACCCCUUAUGCAGUUCUGUCACAGAUGAUAUUGGUUUAAUGGAACAGCAUUAUAUGACGUGCCACCGUCACUUUUGUUCCCUGUGUGGGGUGAGCUUUCUGUCUUCACAUCUCCUUUCAUUACAUGAACGCAUAAAACAUUGUGAACACUUCAGACCUAAGGUAAGUACAUCGGUUACGCUACAGGUAUUUGGUUGCAGCUGGAUUGCGUCAUAACCGUGUGUUCACAAAAGUUCUCCAGUCCUGCUGAACUCCGCGAGCACAUAUGUGAAUGCCAUGGGUUUCCUUCAGAAUCUUCAGUGCUUUCAAGUGUAUCAUUUAAAUAAAAUGCUAAAACGGGAGACAAAUUUACCUUAUAAAUUCUAUACUGUUCCAAUUAUUCAAUAUAAAGUGAAUUUUAGAAAUCAUAGCUUUCUAAAGCAGAUAGCAUCUCAUAAAUGUCCGAAUUCCGCGUACAUCACUGGAAUGAAGCCGUCGAUGGCCCUCUUUCUGUAGAGACGAUGUUGAAAAAGUUAAAGUCCGAGGGAUGCAGUUGCACCAAGUACAAGUUCAGUCCUGGGACUAAUUUUCCAGAGCAUACUCAUCAAGAAAAUAAAAUGGAUUGUGUAAUCAGUGGCCAGCUUUCCUUCACGAUGUAUGGUAAAGAAAUAAUAUUAGGUCCAGGUGAUCGUUUGGAAGUCCCUCGCAAUGUCCCACAUUCUGCUCGUGUCGUAGGCAAGGAACCACUGGUGUUUGUGGAUGCCACUAUGUCAUCCUGAUUAUUUUUCUCUU